Molecule: messenger RNA, 2031 nt
Organism: Lodderomyces orthopsilosis Co 90-125
Lineage: Eukaryota; Fungi; Ascomycota; Pichiomycetes; Serinales; Debaryomycetaceae
Product: metal cation transporter
Exons: 1
Coding region: 1-2031 (676 amino acids)
Biological process (GO): zinc ion transport; intracellular zinc ion homeostasis; transmembrane transport
Cellular component (GO): membrane; Golgi apparatus
Molecular function (GO): zinc ion transmembrane transporter activity
Source: RefSeq, a predicted model, not a curated record
AUGGAACAAACAGAAGUACCGUACAAUAACGCUAAUCUGCCUUAUUCCAAACUUGCACCAAAACUUAACCUAGCAUCUUCACUAUCUUCAACCACAUCCUCAAUAAGUCUGCUUCUAGCUACUUCACUACCGCUAUUAAUAGCAUAUCCGAUAGUAUUUAUAUCACAGGGGUUGAUCUUAACGCCAACAACGACAUCUGAAGAGGGUAUAUUCGAUGUUCCACUGCUAACACUGCAAAUUGCUGUCGCUAUAGCGUCAAGCCUGGCUUUAUUUCUAAUGAUAUUCUUGGCUCAAUGGAUCAAAAUCAUACCAUGUGAUAACAGCGAUGCAUCAAAUCGAUCCAAGUCAAGGUCCACCACCCCUAAUUCAAUCAAGGUUUAUCUAUCUAUUGUUUUUGGAUUGACAUCGACCAUUUUUCUCCCGUUUGAUCGAUGCAGUUUGAUUGUAUUUGGACUUUAUUUGAACAUAUUCAAUGUCUACACACCAUUGAUGUUAUUUUUUGAUUUAUUAGUGAUGAAUACAAACUCACAUUAUACAGAAGGGUCCAAAGUCCUGAUUCUUUGUGGGUAUGGAUUAAUUGGAGUAGCAUUCACUUUAUUACGUCGAACUGAUAAUAUCAAGGUCCCCUUGGACCGGAAAGUGAUUAUGAGCACCACGGUAUUCGGUGGGUUAAUUUGGCUAUGGUUGAGUAAUGGGAUCAGUUUUAGUAUGAUUGGUGUCAAUUUGGUUACGUUCACAAUUGGUCUUGUUACGUUUCAGGAGUCCCCACAACGUAGUAAUGAUAAUAGUGGUGUUCAAGUUCAGGUGAUGUUCUUUAUGGGGUUGAGUUUGGUCAAUAGCGUGUUGAGGUAUCUUGUGUUUCAACAGUUUAGUUUUUGGGCUUCUCUUGGUGAUGUUUUGUUGUCAUUAUUGAUUAUACCGGGAUUGAAGAGUAGUCAACGGUUCAGGCAGUAUCAAAAUGGCAACAUCAACAACAAUAUAACAACUGCCACUGCAUCUCCUUCUUCUACACUGAUUUUAACACAAGUGGUUAAACAUCAAGACACCAGAGCAAUAUUCAAUUUCUUACUCCUCAAUGCCAGUUUUAUGAUUAUUCAAUUCCUUUAUUCAUUCCGAUCGAAAUCACUUGGUUUGCUAUCUGAUUCAUUACACAUGUUGUUAGAUUGUUUAUCCUUGGCGUUGGGACUCAUAGCUGGUGUUUUAUCAAAACGAGAAAUUGACAAUGAACUGAAUUUUCCAUUAGGGUGGUAUCAUUUGGAAAAUUUAGCCGGAUUUACUAAUGCGACGUUAUUAAUUGGGAUAAGUGGAUCCAUCAUGUUUGAAGCCGUAGGGAGAUUGAUUAAUCCAGUGAAUUUACAACGGACGAAUGAAUUAAUUGUGGUUUCAGUGCUAGGAUUAUUGGUUAACCUUGUUGGGGUGUUUGCAUUUAAUCAUGGACAUGAGCAUGGACAUGGGCAUAGUCAUAGUCAUGCAAGCCAUCUGCAUGUGUCUCUGCAUCUGCACCUGCAUCUGCAUACUCAUUCAACUGGUCACUCCACCAAUCCAGCUGAUUCAGUCAACGAUAACAUGAGAGGUAUUUUUCUUCAUAUAUUAGCUGAUGCAUUAGGAUCAGUGGGAGUAGUCAUAUCCACAAUCUUGACCAACUUAUUCCACUGGCAAGGAUUCGAUCCUAUUGCAUCAUUCAUUAUCGCAAUUCUAAUCCUUGCAUCGGCAAUCCCAUUGAUCAAGUCAACAGCAUCUAGCUUAUUGUUGAAAAUUCCGCCACAACAAGAAUCAAUAAUUCGAAAUACAUUACAUGAAAUUUCCCACGUAAAGGGAGUUAAAUCAUUUACAACUCCACGAUUUUGGCCUAGCGGUGGCUCAAAAAUUAACGGAUAUAUUCACGUACAAAUAUACCGAGGCGAGAAUAGUUGGUAUAUCAAAAAACAAAUUGAACGGUUGUUUAGUGAUGGUAAUGGGACAUUUAGUAAUGAUGUGAUGAUUCAAGUUGAGAAUGACUAUGAUGAUUGUUGGUGUAGGAAAACGCAAUAG